ACAAGAUCAGAGGCAUACAAAUCAGAAAGGACUGCAUCAUCCGGGGAUACAUGAGACGCGCAGCGGAGGUGGCUUGCUGCUACUGGAAGGAAGAAAAGGUUGUUCUGAAAGAACAAAAUACUCACAACCUGGGCUGUGCCUGUUAUAGAAGCAUGCUCGUGUAAGAACUCGGGCUGCCAGGCCGUUGCAUGAUUUGGAGAGAAGUUUUUAUUAUUAUUAUUAUUCACAAGGACCGCAACUUUGGUACUAAGGCAUUGGCGGACAUUGCACUGCAGUCAGUCGAGCUGGGCGCGAAUACAAAUACUGUACGGAACUGAGCAGUGAUAGUGACUGAAGCUUAUUAUUGUAUUAUUAAUAUUAUUAUUGUUAUUAUAGAUAUUAUUAUUAUUAUUAUUAGCGUUGUUAUUUUUUGUGAUGAUGGCCACUUACCAAGAUCCUGAAGAUGACGCAAUGACUUUGAUGGUCCAUGACACCAACACUUCCAAGGAGAAAGAGCGACCCAAAGAGGAACCGGGUCCGGAUAAAAGUUCUGAGAAGUCGGACCCGUCCCAAAAACCUCCAUACUCUUAUGUUGCUCUCAUCGCUAUGGCUAUCAGAGAGAGCACCGAAAAGAGGCUUACCUUGUCGGGUAUCUACCAGUACAUCAUCAGCAAGUUCCCUUUCUACGAGAAGAACAAGAAAGGCUGGCAAAACAGCAUCCGCCACAACCUGAGCUUGAACGAGUGUUUCAUUAAGGUGCCGAGGGAAGGCGGUGGGGAAAGGAAGGGUAACUACUGGACUCUGGACCCCGCAUGUGAAGACAUGUUUGAGAAGGGCAACUACAGGAGAAGACGGAGGAUGAAGAGGCCUUUCAGACCCCCUCCGACUCACUUCCAGCCGGGGAAGACUCUGUUCGGCGGUGACGGCUAUGGUUAUCUUUCUCCCCCAAAAUACUUGCAAUCCAGCUUCAUGAACAACUCUUGGUCGCUGACCCAGCCUCCCACUCCAAUGUCUUACACGUCUUGCCAGAUGGCAAGUGGCAACGUCAGCCCAGUUAAUAUGAAAGGACUGUCAUCGCCCACCUCGUACAAUCCUUAUUCUAGAGUCCAAAGCAUGACUUUACCCAGCAUGGUGAAUUCCUACAACGGGAUGAGCCACCACCACCACCCCCAUCCUCACCACCCUCAGCAGCUAAGCCCGGGGACCGCUGCACCUCCUCCGGCCUCCUCAACAAACGGAGCCGGCCUUCAGUUUGCUUGCUCCCGUCAACCAGCGGAGCUCUCCAUGAUGCACUGUUCAUAUUGGGACCACGAGAGCAAACACAGCGCGUUGCAUACAAGAAUAGACAUUUAAAUUACUGGAUAUCAGCUAUCUAAGAACUACCCAAACAGCGACGACAACCGCCACAAAAAUAACCAGCGAAAACAUUUUCUAAACGGUGAUUAUGGAUUCUGUUACAAAUAAUGUCUGUGCCAAAGUUAUUUGCACUGGGAAUCCUGCGCCCUGUUUGAUUCAAGGCAGUGUAAGUUACGAGACAUUCUCUACUUAAAAAGCUAGAAACAGAUUCUGGAAGCCCGUGUUUGUUAUUGCCCCGACUGUUUAGGAUUCGAAGAUUUUUUUUUUUUUAACGUGAUACAAGAAUGUUGGUCGUCCAUUUCCAUAAGGGUGGUAGUACGUUAAUUAAAACCCACUGCCGUGCUUGAUGUGAUAUAUAUAUAUAUAA
Acipenser ruthenus (sterlet) is the source of this 1702-nucleotide messenger RNA. RefSeq names its product forkhead box protein L2-like. Lineage: Eukaryota; Metazoa; Chordata; Actinopteri; Acipenseriformes; Acipenseridae. Gene Ontology annotation, molecular function: RNA polymerase II cis-regulatory region sequence-specific DNA binding; DNA-binding transcription factor activity, RNA polymerase II-specific. The coding region runs from base 415 to 1332 and encodes 305 amino acids. The record is from RefSeq and is a predicted model, not a curated record. Gene Ontology annotation, biological process: cell differentiation; anatomical structure morphogenesis; regulation of transcription by RNA polymerase II. The transcript has a single exon.